AUGGAUGGAGAUUCAGCAUCUGAGUUGACACUUCAAAUCUCUCAUGUUUUGAAACAUAUCAAGCCCAUUAAGCCACACGUUGCAGAAAUCUAUACUGGAGCUCUAAGAGGUUCAAUUAAAUUGCAAAUCCAAUACAACCGGGAUGUGAUAGAAUUUGUUGAUGAUUUUGUUCAUUUCAUCUUCAAGGAUUUGUUGGAGUUAUCAAACUGUGAGGCAUGUUCUUCGAUGCUUCCUCUUAAAAAAGAUCAAAUCAAAAGCCUUGCCGAAGCAUCAAAGCAAUUGGUAACUUUGCUCAUUUAUCCACCUGAAGAUCUAUGUGUCAAUCAGGGGAAAUUGAGUGACAUUCUUACAUGCAUUGAAGGUCUUAUUGCUGAGGUAGCAUCUGCUGCUUUCUCUUUCUCCGUUGACAAAGCAGCAGAAGUUAACUCGGUAUUCAGUGACUUGUUAAAAAAGAUUGAACAUGUCAUGGAAGAUCUAAAAGAUGUGAUUCUGAAAGAUCUAGUGUCAUCAAAAUGUAAUUUUCCUAGGACAAAUGGAUUGGGGUUUAUCGAUUAUCUCUUACGCUAUCUGAAAGAGCUGCUGCAAGACGGAAAGUGUGAUUCUGUUGUCAAGCAUCUUAUUGAAGAAGCUCAGGAAGAGUUAUAUCUCUUAAGAUACUUCUUGAAGGAAGUUGAGAAGAAAAAACAUGAGUUUGAGGAGGUGAAGAAACAUGAUCUAUGGACAGAAGUCAUAUCUCUAGCAUACCAGGCAGAAUGCAUAAUUGAUUGCCUGGUUACCGGAGAUUAUCCUGUUUGGUAUCUACAUUUGUUAUGUAAGAUCACAACAGAAACUAAGGUUGUAAGGGAUCAUUUGAAAGAGUUCCAUGCUACGAUUACGCGAGAAGUUGAAGUCCCUAUUGAAGAACAAGGACCAAAUCCUGUCAGACAAGUAGUUGAGACUACACAACUUGAUGAGGUAAUGGUGGGUUUUAACGACGAGACUGACUUGCUAAUCGAACAGCUCACUAUAGGACCAAAGUACUUGGAUGUUGUGUCUAUCGUAGGGAUGCCUGGUCUUGGAAAAACUACACUAGCAAAGAAAGUUUUUCAUGAUGAGAAAAUGCGGCGUCAUUUUGACGUCCAAGCUAUGUGUUGUGUUUCCCAAACUUAUGACAGAAGAAAGUUGCUGCUCGGAAUUUUGAAUCAAGUCAAAUGUUCUAACCAACAGAAUGAGAAAAAUCCAGCAGAUGCUUUGCGGAAAUUUCUAUGCUUACCGGAUAAUGGAAACGGAAGCAGGAUUUUAUUAACCAGCCGAAACAUUGAUGUGGCUUCCAACAUUACACGUGAAAGAGAACCUCUUGAACUUCGUUUUCUUGACGAAAAUGAAAGUUGGGAACUAAUGAAAAUCAAGCUGUUUAAGGAACAAACUUGCCCACCAGACCUAUCAAAAGUAGGAGCAAACAUCGCGAGUAAGUGUAAAGGACUACCUCUUCUUGUGAUUUUGGUUGCUGGAGUUUUGUCUGGGAUAAGCGAAAAUGAGGAAAGUUGGAGAAGAGUUGCAGAGAGUAUAAAGUUAGAUACUGUUACAAGUGCAAAAGAGUGCAUGGAGGUUAUAGAACUGAGCUACAAGCACUUGCCAGAUCAUCUCAAACCCUGCCUUCUAUAUUUUGCAUCAUUUCAGGAGGAUGAAGAAAUUCCACUCUCAAACUUGGAGUGGUUAUGGACUAUCGAGGGAUUGCUGCCAAACAUAGGGCUUGAUGCAGAAAGUUUACUGAAUGAUCUCAUCGGUAGAAGCUUGAUAAUGGUGAGCAAGAGAAAGUCUACUGGAGGAGUCAGAACAUGCCACAUUCAUGAUAUGUUACAUGAUUUUUGCGUGACAAAGUCUAAGGAAGAGAAGUUUAUGCAACUAACAAGCACCGGGAAGAUUGAUUUGUCUAGUUCCUUUUAUGAGCACCGGAGGCUUUGCAUUCAUCAUAGCCUUUAUUGGGCAGGGAAGAUUGGAAACCUGCAAGUUCGGUCUGCAUUCUUCAGACCCCCGAAAUCUGGCUGCCAGGAAUUUCUUGAUCUUGAGAACUUUAAACUAUUAAGAGUACUACAAAUGGAAUGUCCUAUGUCGGACAGUUCAUUCCAGAGAUCAAAAGAGCUGAUCCAUUUGAAUUACUUAGGAAUCAAAGGCUAUAUGACAUCGACAGACAUAGAGACCUUGGCCACAGUGUCUCUCACUAAUGAGCUAGUAGACUAA
Molecule: messenger RNA, 2220 nt
Organism: Solanum verrucosum
Lineage: Eukaryota; Viridiplantae; Streptophyta; Magnoliopsida; Solanales; Solanaceae
Product: putative late blight resistance protein homolog R1B-17
Exons: 3
Coding region: 1-2220 (739 amino acids)
Biological process (GO): defense response to other organism
Molecular function (GO): ADP binding
Source: RefSeq, a predicted model, not a curated record